Drosophila mojavensis is the source of this 2090-nucleotide messenger RNA. RefSeq lists its product as uncharacterized. NCBI's taxonomy places the organism in Eukaryota, Metazoa, Arthropoda, Insecta, Diptera, Drosophilidae. The record is from RefSeq and is a predicted model, not a curated record. The coding region runs from base 214 to 1587 and encodes 457 amino acids. The transcript has 2 exons.
GUAUUGCUUAAAUCAGUUCUCUGUUCCAGUCGAUCAUCAGGGGAUGUCAGUUAGCUGUUAAAAAGUGUUGAAUUUUGUUGAACUUUUACUUUGAGACGUUUAAAUUAAUUGGUUAUAAAUCCAGCUUUUAGACUACUCCAUCUAUCAAUUACGAAGCUUAAGUCUUAAAUUCUUUGACAGAACAUUCGGAAGUGCUAAAAUCCGUUGAUAGACAUGCCGCUGGAAUUGAUUGUUAUAUCGCUGAUGCGCACCAGCAAGUGGAUAAAUGUGCUAAUGCUGAAUACUCCGGAAGAGGACUUUGGCCAGCUGCAGAGCAGACGCAUCGAUGUGAGCUCCGAUGGCAUACGCUGGAUCGAGCGCGACUUUGAGCAAUUCACGCCCCUGGGCAAGUUUUUCGAGAUCAACACCAAUCCCGAAGCAGGCAUCACAGUGGACAAGGAGACGAGCAAUGCCACGGCUCUGAAGCUGAGGCUCGUUCGCAUCAACGAUGCGGCCCUCGAGCAGGAAACCGUCAAUGUUGGCAUAGAGAAGCUGCAACUGCUCCUGAACGAGUCGAUGGCCUGUGCCCUGCACUGCACCAACUGCUAUAAUGAGCUGGUGGCCGAGCGUUGCUUCAGCUCCAUUCGUCCCGUGCCCGUUCCCACCAUGGAGCCGCUGAAGUACUUUAGCUCUAAAAAGCGGAUGACCACAGCAAUGGAUGAGGGCGAGCUGUACUAUGCCAUCAACUACAUUGUGAUAAGUCCUCAGAGCCUGGGCAAGGGCGUCCUCCAGUGCGGAGGGAAUAUUCACUGUGCCCGCUGCCUGCAACUGGUGGGCGAGUCGUUGGGCGAGUCGUUGGGCGAGAAAUUGGCCGCGCAGCUGUACGUGGACACACUCUGGAUGGCACCGGGUGCCCAGACUGGCCUGCCAGAGGGGCGUCUGGAGAAGCUCUUUGGCCAGGUGACGGUUUCGCAGCUCAUGCUGCACCUGCUGCAGAGUGCCGUUCCCAUCAGCGAUGAGAAGACCAGGGUGUUUCUGAAGACAGUGCGUCCGGAUGGCCAGCUGCAUUACAUGCUGCUUCUCGUGGACACCAACCCACUGCAUAUGCUGCGCUCCAAGCUAUCGCUGAUCGAGGACCUCAAUAUCAGCAGCAGCCCGAAGGACAGCGACUACGAUGCCGACGCAUCGCUGACCUCGAACAGCGACAGCAGCAUCGAGAGCAUCGUCGAAAACAGCAGCGACAGUGACAGCGACAGCGACAGCGACUUCACAACCGACGACAGUGGGCCGAGGGCUAAGCGCCGCCGUUGUGGUCGCCGCUACGAAUCGAAGCCAGUGCAUGAGGUUAAGGUGCGCGGCUAUCGGGGCUGCCGCCUGAUCUAUUACAUGUUUAGCACCGAUGAGGAGCUGACCGCCAACACGAAGCUCAUCGAGCAGUGGCGCAAGGAGGGCACGCCCAUGUUGCGCAUCUCCUAUAUGAUGAUGAUGGAUCUGCUGCGGGAACUGACCGUGAACGAGCUGCUGGUGGCCACGAUGGAGCGCCUCAUACCCAAUGAGAAGGAGGGACGCGUUAGCUACAUCAUCUUUGAGCCCGACGAGGAUAAUUAGACGAAGUCUAGGCACACUUGAAGCGCAUUUGCUUAAAUCGCAUUCCACUCUACUGAUGAUAUAUCUCAUUAAAUUAUCAACAUGCUAGAAAUGCAUUUAUACAUCUACAUACUUUUUUUUUUUGGAUCCGUUGUGGAGAAAAGUUUAAUGUAUUUUCUCUAUAAUAGAGGCAUUUCGCAGGAUUCUUAAAGAAUUUGCCUUUUCAUCACAUUCACAAUCAAUUUUUGAUUAACUCACACGGAAAUUGAUAUAAACUCAUACAUAUACAUACAUACAUAUCAAAUGUAACACAAAUAUUUCAUUAUUUUUUAUUUACUGAAAACAUUAAUAACAUGUAUUAGAUGCCUUAGAUCCAGCGAAACAACUAAAAUAAAACCGGUAUUCAGAUAACAAUAAUAUUUAAAAAAAACAUAUUUACGAUACAAAUAAUAAUACCUCAAAUGUAAUACAAAUACAUCUUAAUAUAAAUAUUGUAACGUAAAUGUAAUUGAUAAUUCACAAUA